Molecule: messenger RNA, 1542 nt
Organism: Exophiala xenobiotica
Lineage: Eukaryota; Fungi; Ascomycota; Eurotiomycetes; Chaetothyriales; Herpotrichiellaceae
Exons: 1
Coding region: 459-1499 (346 amino acids)
Source: RefSeq, a predicted model, not a curated record
CACGCUUUCUCGUGACAACAAGCACCAACGCAAGGGCAUCACCGGCAUGUGCCCUGGUAUGCAUGAUAAGCAAAAAAAUUCUCCUGCGUCUUGUUAACCCAUUUUGGUCGAGGACAGUCUGACUCGGGCACCCGGGAUAGCCUCAACAACAGUUCUCGACCGCCAACGACACGAAGAAGCUAGUCGAUCUCCGGCCCAGUUCAAGCCAAUAUACGUCAACUCUAGAUCAGGCAAUCGUCAUUCGACAAAUCAUUGUUUGAACUUUCCGCCCAUCGCGAAGUCGACGACGGGAAUUGGCUGCCAGCAUACAUGGACACGGUUGCUUGGAGUACAACAGCACUUACAAUCUCAGAUUUUGCUGCUGACUUGUGCACCGGUUUUGACUGCUGUGGUACAAAGUCCAUGAUCAGGCUGAAACGGUAACUGUGUUUCUGGACUCAACACAUCCUUGAGCAACGAUGGCACCGGCAAGGAAACAGAAAGGCCCAAGUACCACGAAAUCCACCCAGAGUUCCCGAGAAGCCGCCAACAUCACACCAAAACGUCCCGACCCCGUGGCUCUUCCGGUAGAAGUGCAACAAAUGAUGCUGGAUGUGUUCCGCCGGGCAUUUCCAUUCAACAACAACCUCGAUGUAAAGACGGUCAUCCAAGAGGUGAAGGGCCACCUCUUCCAGCGGGACUUUACCAGUGCCUUUGCCAAGCAAGAAUAUCUUGGUGCUUAUGCACUGCGGUGGAGCGCCGCUCGAGCACUUGGAUAUAGCGAUAUCCUCCUGCACAGCGACCUGCAGCAAGUGUGGCUCGGCGAAACUGCUGCGUCCGCAACUCCAAACACACAGAAGACGACAAGCGCUAACAGAGUCGCUUGCAUUGGGGGUGGCGGAGGAGCGGAAGUGGCUGCAUGUGCGGUUGCAACACGUUCAUAUUCUCUUCCUCAUCUGGAAGUCCACCCCAUCGACAUCGCAGACUGGUCCAGUUGUCUUAACCAGCUAGAAAACGUCUUAUGCACGCCACCUCCACUUUCACCGUAUGCAAGCGAGAGCGCGAAGGCGUCGAAUAGAUCUCUGAUCGCGAGUGAUCAGUUCACCGUCCGCUUUUCGCAGUGCGAUAUCCUCGCCGUUGGAGAAGCCCGAUUGCAUGACAUGCUCGCCAAUAUGCAUCUAUGCACGAUCAUGUUCACGCUGAACGAACUUUUCACAAGCUCGAUAUCGCGGACGACGGCAUUCUUGCUGGCGCUUACCGAUAGCAUGCAGUCGGGCUCGUGGCUCCUGGUCGUCGACAGUCCUGGGUCUUAUUCCGAGGUCAAGUUAGGUCAAGGCCAGACGAAAAAGUAUCCGAUGAAAUGGCUACUCGAUCACACAUUGCAAGAAGUUGCACAGGGUAAGUGGAAGAAACAUGUCUCUGAUGAUUCACGAUGGUUCAGAUUGAAUCCAUCAUUGAAAUAUCCCUUGGAGCUGGAGAACAUGAGGUAUCAAAUCCAUCUCUACCAGCGGGUAUCAUAGCAGUAGAAAGGUUAUCCUGAUCAAAUCAAACUUUUUGAACUGG